Messenger RNA from Pleuronectes platessa (European plaice), 3689 nucleotides. RefSeq names its product SET and MYND domain containing 4 (gene smyd4). The record is from RefSeq and is a predicted model, not a curated record. NCBI's taxonomy places the organism in Eukaryota, Metazoa, Chordata, Actinopteri, Pleuronectiformes, Pleuronectidae. The coding region runs from base 98 to 2419 and encodes 773 amino acids. Gene Ontology annotation, molecular function: protein binding. The transcript has 10 exons.
UGUAACUUCCUGUGACUGAUCCGCUUCAGAAGCGGCGGGACACGGAAUCAAAAUAAACCUCACACGUUCCUCCUGCCCUCUCGAGUCUGUCUUCAUCAUGGAUCUUCCUUGUGUCCAGUGGCAGGACCACGUGGCACAGAAGUGGACGAGGCUCGAUCCCGAGUUACAGGAGCGUUUCACAUCCCUGGUUGAAGUAGAUGAUGUUUUUAAAUGUGCCUCAACUCUGACAACACAAGAUGAUCUGGACUUUCUGGAGUCGAUCUGUGAUGGAGGCUCAGCGCAGAAGGACACAGAGCGAGCAGCAAAGUGCAGGGAGAAGGGAAACCUCAGCUUCAAGAGCAGAGACUACACUGCAGCCGCUCUGCACUACUCUCAGGGCGUUUGUUCUGCUCCCCUGAGGUCAGAGCAGCUGCCUCUGUGCUACGCCAACCGCUCCGCUGCCCUCUACCACCUGCAGCUCCACCAGGAAUGCCUGAAAGACAUUGACAGAGCCGUGAAGAAUGGCUACCCCUCUCAUCUUCUGCACAAACUUGAAGAGCGUCGCACACAGUGUCUCACACACGUCUCUGGAGGUCAAAAGGAAAAGGACGAUCAUCACGGUUCUGCCUCAAAGAAUCACAAAGGUCCGGACAGAGCUGAAGCACCAUCUGUUCUCACGAGUGAGAUCUGUCCUCAAGCUGCUGUGGGGUUCAGCCCGGAGAAAGGCCGACACCUGGUGGCUGAGCAGGGAAUAGCAGCUGGGGAGGUGAUCCUGACUGACAGGCCUUACAGCUGCGUCCUCAUACCAGGGAUGGAGGAGGUGCAGGGGGGGAGAGGAGGGCUGGAGACAGAGAGAGGAGGGUUUGGAACCGAGCACCGGCGCUGUCACAGGUGUUUGAGUGAAACCAUGUGUCCUCUGCCCUGUGACGGGUGUAGUUACAGCCGAUACUGUUCCACCGGCUGCCAGCGGGAUGCCUGGGAGGAACAUCACCACUGGGAAUGUCCACUGGGAGCAGAUCUGAUGGUGAUGGGUGUGAUGUCACAGCUCGCACUGAGGACAACGCUGAAGGCGGGGUUAAAAAACAUCCAAACGGCCAGGGAGCCAAUCAGAGGCAAGCACACAAAGUCGGAGCCAGACAGUCGAAGCAGUGAGUCGAGUGACACAAAUCAACCGGAUCCUGCUGCUUCCCACUACGGUGACUCUUACCCCAGCGUGUUUCACCUGCUUCACCACCUGAACCGCCACAGCCCCGCUCUGCGCUUCCUCAAUGCUGUUACCAUAGCAACGCUGGUCCGGAGGCUGAGCGAGACAGGACCUCCUCCUGCAUCCUGGACCCUCGGUGGGCCCCCAGCGGCACCAGAGGAGGAUGGAGGCAACGCAGACUGGAGCAAGGAGCUGUGGCUGAUGGGAAGUGCAGUUCUGAGGCACAUGCUGCAACUGAGGUGUAACGCCCAGGCGAUUGUCUCUCUGCAAGAUGCAGGAGCAACUAACUCCCUGGUGCAGUCCCGCAGGGAAAUCCGCAUUGCCACGGCAAUAUUCCCAACUCUUAGUCUCCUGAAUCACUCGUGCUGUCCCAACACCAGCCUGGCGUUCAGCACCGGAGCUGCUGUUGAUCCCUCCGGCUCGGAUCUGUCUGCAGACGUCAGUGAGAGUGUGUCUGAGCCCCGAGUCACUGUGACUGUCAGAGCAGCCAAAGUAAUCGAUGCAGGACAAGAGAUCCUGCACUGCUAUGGUCCUCACAGCAGCAGGAUGGUGACCCGCAAACGCCAGCAUCUCCUGCAGGAACAGUACUACUUCCUGUGUCAGUGUGAGGCCUGCAGCCGAACCCAGGAGGAGGGGGGCACGGAGGGCAGACAGCAGCCGUCGGGUGGUGGAGGUGCUCGGCUCGAGGCGGGACUCCUGUGUUUCAAGUGCAAAGGAUCUCUCAAAAGAAGCGGUGCAGACAGAACAGGAUUCAUGUGCUCCCAGUCGUCCUGUUCUCAUCGUGUGUCGUCCUCUGAAGUGAGCCUCGUGCUGCAGGAGAUCAGAGUCGACCUGGAGAAAGCGGUGGAGCUCAUGGAGAGAGAGAGGCCAGAUGAAGCAGUGAGACUCUUGAAUAGGACUCAGUGUGAGGCUGCACGAGUCCUCGCAGAGACGCACCCUCUGCAGGGAGAGCUGGCUGAUGCUCUGGCCAGAGCUUACGCUACAGUGGGUGACUGGAAUAACGCAGCCUCCCAUCUGGAGCGCAGCGCCGUAGCUAUUGGCUCCCAGUACGGAGAUGACAGUAUUGAACUGGGUCAGCAACUCUUCAAAUUAGCUCAGCUACACUUCAACGGGGGAGCCAGAGGCCCGGCCCUCUCCCUGAUCCCCGAGGUCAGAAGACUCCUCCGCCUGCACUCUGGUCCACGCUGCCCGGAGCUGCAGGAGCUGCAGGACAUGGAGGACUGUCUACGAGGGUAGUCUCCAGCAACUACACCAAGAAAAGGCUUUACACAAAACAUCUAAUUCUUAGUGAAACUGAAUAAAACUGUGUAAUUAUCUAAAAUUGGUAAUGUUACUUUUUUAUUUUUGCUGUGCUCACUAACAAGCUCAGUAAAUACUGUUUACAGUGCAUGCAAAGACAAAGUAUAAAUAAUUGUUGCUAUAUACAGUAUAACACUUUAAAGUAAGUAUACUGCUGUGCAUGCAACAUGUACAAAUCAAACACUAAUACGCUUAUAUUUUAUUAUUUACAUUAAAUGCAAAGAUAAAGAUAGAAAAAGAUGGUUUUAUAUGGCACAUAUUUAAGAGCAAUUUGUUUAGGAAGCGACAUGGUAACCUGCAGAGCUUCCAAUUAAUAUAAGCAUAUGCAAAGUACAUAUAGAAGUAGUUAUAUACUGAAUAUAUAUUUACUACUUUAGAGUAAGUGCACAGGUUUGGAAGUAACAUGUAACUCUGCACAGCUUCCAAUCUGCCACUGGUGUACGUACAGUUCAGUGUGACUCCGACCUCUUGAUGUCAGAAUGUAUCCAUCAAUAAUUUCAAUUUCAUGCUCCAGUGGUGGUCCUGCAGCGUGAGGCAGCUUCUCCGCCAGGUGCUUCCAGGGUAAAUGUAUUUCUCUAAAUAAAACCGAAAGACGUACGUUUUCAUGACUCUGGGCUUUUUGCAGAAACGGUUUAAACUGUAGCAAGUUAAUUAAUCCAUUCAAUCUGCAAAUAAUCCCACCUGCCACACGCACGUACAGAGGCCCUCUGACCUUUAGGUGGCAGUCGUUAUCCACUGACAAAUUCAAUUUCAUGCUCGGGUGGCAGAAAAGCAAGAUGUAACCGUGACUCCUGGACCUUCAGUGCCCUGCCCGUGUCCUCCAGGACCUGUAUACCUUUAUUUUAAAAGUCUUUAUGAGCCACUUCUAUCAAAGCAUUAAUUAGUUACUUGUCUCUGUAACUAGUAGAAGAGGGAACGACUGCUCGUGUGCCACAUAAACAUCUAAAUAAUGAGUCAACCUUAUUGAAAGCUCUGCUGCUGAGGUUCGUCAGUUUUCUGAGAUGAGGGAAAGCUCACGCAGAGCAAAGACAAUAAAAUCUCGCUCACAGCUGGAGCUCCCGAGGCAUCUGCCAGUUACACUUCACCAGUAUCUGGAGGGCGGCCAAUCUGACAGACGGGCCUACGUGCUCACAGAAGGUCAAGACAAAAAAACUCAGAGGCAGCUGGUGGAAUCAGCUGAGGAGCGGCGGCUUUACGGUGAAUCCCA